This is a messenger RNA of Hordeum vulgare subsp. vulgare (domesticated barley), 1025 nucleotides long. RefSeq names its product glutathione S-transferase 3-like. The transcript has 3 exons. NCBI's taxonomy places the organism in Eukaryota, Viridiplantae, Streptophyta, Magnoliopsida, Poales, Poaceae. Gene Ontology annotation, molecular function: glutathione transferase activity; glutathione binding. Gene Ontology annotation, cellular component: cytoplasm. The coding region runs from base 195 to 866 and encodes 223 amino acids. The record is from RefSeq and is a predicted model, not a curated record.
GAGCGCCACCCCACUUGCAGAGGAGACCCAACGAGGCAGCUGAUUAAGCGGCGUGUUAGGUGGGCUGCCGUGCCAUCGGUGUGUACUCUGCUCUGCCGGCCACCAACCGUGCUCGCCUCCACAACCCUUCCGGUCUUCGAUCUCGCCGGUCGCCACACCGUGCCCGCCAGCUGAAGAGAAGUGAUCAAGGCGCCAUGGCCGAGCCGCCGCCGGCGACGGCGGUGAGCAGGAAGCUGUACGGGUACGCGCUGUCGUCCAACUCGGUGCGCAUCGCGGCGCUGCUCAACGAGAAGGGCCUCGACUACGAGCUCGUCGUCGUCGACGACACCAAGGCGCCGGAGUUCCUCGCCAUCAACCCCUUGGGCCAGGUCCCGGCGUUCCAGGACGGCGACGACAUCCUCUUCGAGUCGCGCGCCAUCAGCCGGUACAUCGCGACCAAGUACAGGUCCUCCGGCACGGACCUGCUGCCGGCGACGGCGUCGGCGAAGCUGGAGGUGUGGCUGGAGGUGGAGUCGCACCACUUCUACCCGGCCGUGGCCGACCUGGUGUACGAGCUCCGCGUCAGGCCGCGGCUGCCGGGCGGCGCGCCGCCCGACCCGGCCGUGGUGGACGGGCUCGCCGGCAAGGUGGCCGACGUGCUCGACGUCUACGACGCGCACCUCGCCGCCGGGAACAGGUACCUCGCCGGCGAGCAGUUCACGCUCGCCGACGUGAACCACAUUGCGCAGCUGUUCGUCAUGAGCCGGACCCCUCGCGCGGCGGAGCUCGUGGCGGCCAGGCCGCACGUGCAGGCGUGGUGGGACGAGAUCUCCGCCCGCCCCGCCUGGAAGAAGACCGUCGCCGCGCUCCCCCUCCCGCCGGCUUGAGGACGCCGGUGGCAUGGUGCGGAAUAAAGGUGUACUGUAUAAUGUUUUUAGCAGGAACAGAUGAUCAAAUUCCCCAGGAAUGUUGUUGAUGUGGGUGAAAGAUUGGUCUGGUAUGAUUAAUUGAUUAUGAACAGCUGAUCAUGCUGUUUGCCUAGGCAA